AUGAAGCUCGCCAUUCGGCCUCUACAGAAGAUGAGAUUCUUUCGCAAGGACAAGGAUAAGAAGAAGCAGCAGCAGCAGCAGGGUCAUCGGCAGCAAAAGUCGCACGAUUUCACCGAUCAGCAAUUGUCAAAAUACUCGUCGCAGGUACAGCAAAACUACCGCAACGUCGUCUCGCCGCCCGGCACCCACAUCCCGACUAGAGCCUCCGCCGCUCUCUUCCAGAGCCUGCCAAAGAAUAUACUCCUCCGCAUCUUCGCCUCCGUCUGCCCUCACACACAAGAUGAGACGUACGAAACAUGCGAGACGAGCGCUAUCUUUGACGCUUGCAUGUUAUGCGAUCUGAGAGAUCUAGCCCACUGCGCGCGCGUCUGCUGGAAAUGGAACCAGGCAGCCAACGCCCUGCUGUACCACAGCAUCCGGAUCGACGCCGUCCACUACUGCCCUCGCGAGAUUUACCUGUCGGAGCAGCGGAAGCGCAAAACCUUCUUCAAACGUAACGCCGACCCCGAAGAUACCCCCACCGUUCGCCUGAAGCUGCUCUGCAGGACGCUGCGCGAGGAUCCCACGCGCUUCGGCUCUCGAGUUCGCUACUUCAAGGUGCCCUACAUGCUCCGGGAAGCUGCCACAGCCGAUCUCGCUCGCAUCAUUCAUGUGCUGCCGAACCUGGUCUACGUCGACCUGCCCGAGGGCCUCUUUUCCGACGAACAUGGCUAUGCAACGCUCAGGCUCGAGGUCGAGGCUAGAUGCCGAGACCUCCGCAAAAUGACAUACCACGGAGGCGCCGAGGGCAGCUUGUCUAAGCUGGCGCACGGCGGGAUAUGGCAGAAUCUCGAGGUCCUCGAGUUGAUCAAGAUCAAUAUGGACCCGAUCGUUCUGCGGCACGCUCUGGCGAACCUUGGAAGGCUCCGCGCGUUGAAGGUGAUGGAUUCGCAAGCCUUCUCGGACGAUAUCUUCACCCGCAACGAAGAGUUGCCUCCUUUCCCGCCCCUGGAGGAGAUUAUUCUCAGCAAUACCCCCGCAGUCACCGCUAACGGCUUGGUCGACUACCUUGCCCGUGCUGACACUCGCAACCACCUACUCGUCCUGUCUCUGCUCAAGACAGGCGUCCACCCCGCCACACUCGCCGAUAUUCUCUCUGCAGCCACGAAUCUGCAGACACUAGCCAUCGAGGCCUUGGUGAGCGACGCUUUCAAGAGUGGUCCGAGGACGCGUCGGCUCGCGUCGACCUCCUUGGAAUCCCUACGCUUCGAGAUCACUGCACACAAGUCUGCGGGCCCCUACUCCAGUGUUACAGCUAGUUACUACACGUAUUUGGCGGCAUCCCUCAGAGGCAACGGCAUGCCUAAUCUGAGGUCGGUUUACGUCCUGGACGAGUACUUUCAGGACGAGCUUGAGGGUCUGCCCCGCCCUGCGGCACCCUUCUCGUACGGGGCGAACGCUCGACCCAAGUCGUCUCACUCGGUCACUUCUCACCGGCCAAUGUCGGGCCUGCCCAGCGGCAGACGCGGUGGCCUUGCGCCACCUAGCAGCGCCGGCAUGGCGGUCCCCCGCCCCUUCGCCGCCGCGUCCAACGUUCGCGCUUCGCAGCGCUUCAGCUCUACGAACCCCUUCGCCGGCACAGGGCCGCUGUCUCACCCCCUGACGAUCUACACCAAGACAGAUGAUGCAUUAGACUGGUCGUCGGUGAUGCUUCAACCCACUUCGCCUCUGGGUGGCGGUCCUCACCACCGCGGAAGCAUGAGCUUUCACGGCGAUCGCCCUAUCAGCUCCUAUGGCUUGGGGGCUGAUAUUGCGGGAUCCGGAUGGAACACGUCCGCAGCGAGAAAGAGUGUCAUGGUGGGCAAUGGCGCUGGCAUGUUCAUGGCCUUACCGAGCCAGAACACCGGCGGCAGCAAGGGGAGUGACGAGGAUCUCUGGCCCAGACCCAGCACGGCGAACAACGAGAAAAAGUCGGCCGACCUUUGGCGAUGA
This is a messenger RNA of Colletotrichum higginsianum IMI 349063, 1971 nucleotides long. Its product is annotated as F-box domain-containing protein. The record is from RefSeq and is a predicted model, not a curated record. Gene Ontology annotation, molecular function: protein binding. Lineage: Eukaryota; Fungi; Ascomycota; Sordariomycetes; Glomerellales; Glomerellaceae. The transcript has 2 exons. The coding region runs from base 1 to 1971 and encodes 656 amino acids.